ACGGCCGUGGUUGUGUAGGACUGUAAUUUAGCUGUUUAUAUAAUAUAGUGUAUUAGUGUUUAUAUAGUGGUUAAAUUAUUGUUAUUUGUUAACAUUUUCCUAAUUUUCUAUCGCACAACGUAAUAGUUAAACAGAUUAUUUAAAAUAGCAAAUUAUCGACCAAUUUAAAUGACAGUCUUCUAAUGCGGACCUUUAGCAUAUUUUAUCUGCAGUACUAUCGUGACGUUGAGAUGUCUACUAGUUAGUUCGAGCAAUUUGGGAUCCGUCACAUUUUGUCCCGAUUUCUAGUAUUUGACAUUCAACGCUUACAAUCAAAUCCCUGAUAUUAUUCAUCUACCUUAAUAAUUCGGAAUAAAUAUGAGCGUAGUACAAGGUGGACUCAGCAAGCUUAAGAAGAAACACAUUGGAGUGAAAAGACAGAAGGUUAAGUUGUUCCGUGCCAAUGAGCCACUGCUGUCUGUUCUCAUGUGGGGUGUGAAUCAUACUAUUAAUGAAUUGAGCCAUGUAACAAUACCAGUAAUGCUACUUCCUGAUGAUUUUCGAGCGUAUUCAAAAGUUAAAGUUGACAACCAUUUGUUUAACAAGGAGAAUAUGCCUAGCCAUUUUAAAAUCAAAGAAUACUGUCCAUUGGUGUUCCGUAAUCUGAGGGAACGUUUUGGUAUUGAUGAUCUGGAUUACAAAGAGUCAAUGACAAGAUCACAGCCUGUUUCAGCAGAUGCCACAGGCAAGAGCAAUGCAGGUUUUUACUAUUCAUACGACAAACUAUUCAUCAUUAAAACAUUAACAAGUGAAGAAGUUGAAAGAAUGCACUCAUUUUUAAAACACUAUCAUCCUUACAUAGUAGAGAGACAUGGAAAAACUCUUCUUCCUCAAUACUUGGGAAUGUAUCGCUUGACUGUUGACGGUGAUGAACAUUAUGUCGUAGCCAUGAGAAAUGUGUUUAKCAAUCAUUUGGCCACACAUAAAAAAUUUGAUCUCAAAGGUUCCACAGUAGAUAGAGAAGCUUCAGAUAAGGAGAAGGAAAAAGACUUACCAACAUACAAAGACAAUGAUUUUGUUAAAGAGCGUACAAAAAUAUACAUUGGAGAUGAAGCAAAAGAUAAGUUAUUAGAAACAUUAGGAGCAGAUGUUGAUUUUUUGACCGGCUUACAUUUGAUGGACUAUAGCCUAUUGCUAGGCAUACAUGAUUGUACUCGUGCUGAACGUGAAAGGGAAGAGGCAAUUGCUAGUGGGACUGGAGAUGUUAAUGCAGAAGAAGAAGAUGAAGACGCUGAAGAUAGUGAGGGUGCUGGAAAUACUGUAACCUGGGCAAAUACACCUCCAGAUUCACCGCAUAGUUUAUUAGCCCGUGAUACAAGUCUCUGUCAGUAUGAUGCAGCUGCUAUAAUACCUGAUCUCGAUAUAUAUGCCAUACCAAGUAGUGAAGGUGCCCCUGUACGAGAAAUUUAUUUCAUUGCAUUGAUUGAUGUACUUACACAUUAUGGUGUAAAGAAGCAGGCAGCUAAAGCAGCUAAAACAUUGAAGCAUGGAUCAAAUGUGGAUGGCAUAUCAACAUGCGAUCCUGAACAAUAUGGCAAACGUUUUAUUGAGUUUUUAUCAAAAGCCAUCGAAUAAAUUAUAAUUUAAAAUUUCUUCCAUUUUGAAAACAAACAAUAUAUAUAGUGUGCUAAGUAUUAUUAUUUAAUGGUAGUUUUGUAUACGGCAACGCUUGCUUUAAACACUAUAUAUUAUUACAGGUUUGAAAUGAACAUACUUUAUUUUUUACAUAUUUUUUA
Molecule: messenger RNA, 1775 nt
Organism: Diuraphis noxia (Russian wheat aphid)
Lineage: Eukaryota; Metazoa; Arthropoda; Insecta; Hemiptera; Aphididae
Gene: PIP4K
Product: phosphatidylinositol 5-phosphate 4-kinase
Biological process (GO): phosphatidylinositol phosphate biosynthetic process
Cellular component (GO): plasma membrane
Molecular function (GO): 1-phosphatidylinositol-4-phosphate 5-kinase activity; 1-phosphatidylinositol-5-phosphate 4-kinase activity
Source: RefSeq, a predicted model, not a curated record